This is a messenger RNA of Wickerhamiella sorbophila, 453 nucleotides long. RefSeq names its product Eukaryotic translation initiation factor 1A. The coding region runs from base 1 to 453 and encodes 150 amino acids. The transcript has a single exon. Gene Ontology annotation, molecular function: translation initiation factor activity; RNA binding. Gene Ontology annotation, cellular component: cytoplasm. The record is from RefSeq and is a predicted model, not a curated record. Lineage: Eukaryota; Fungi; Ascomycota; Dipodascomycetes; Dipodascales; Trichomonascaceae. Gene Ontology annotation, biological process: translational initiation.
AUGCCUAAAUCCAAAGGAAAGGGAGGAAAGAACCGGAGACGCGGAAAGAACGACACAGGAUUCAAGCGCGAGCUGGUUCUCCGCGACGAGGACCAGGAGUACGCCCAGGUCACUAAAAUGCUCGGCAGCGGCCGCGUCGAGGUCCAGUGCUUUGAUGGCGACAUGCGUCAUGCCCAUAUCCGUGGUAAGAUGCGCAAGAAGGUGUGGAUUUCCCUAGGCGACAUUGUUCUGGUGUCCAUCCGCGAGUUCCAGCCUGAGCAGGCCGACGUCAUUCUCAAGUACCACCCCGACGAGGCCCGUGCACUCAAGGCACAGGGCGAGCUUCCUGAAAACACUCACAUCAACGAGGGCGACAAGGAGGGCGGCUCCGAGGACGAGCUGUUCGAGUUCGACAACGACGACAAGAGCGAUAUGGGCGAGUCCGAAGAGGAGCUCGACAUCGAUGAUAUUUAG